Molecule: messenger RNA, 14738 nt
Organism: Xyrichtys novacula (pearly razorfish)
Lineage: Eukaryota; Metazoa; Chordata; Actinopteri; Labriformes; Labridae
Source: the annotation of a GenBank genome assembly
CCGGGUCAGAGUCAGGCUGCGGGUUUGGGGCCGGGGUGAGAGGGGAAAGUUCAGAGGUGAUGAGUGUGUUGUCUUUGUGUAAAGGAGUGGAGCUCGAUCUCACAUCACUCUUCCCUCUUCCCCGAGUCCUUUCUAAACUCUCCCCCGGGUGCCUACCCUCCCGAACCUCUCCCCUUCUACCCUUACAACCCCAACCCUCCCCCCGAUCACUUACCAGCACACGAACCAGGUAAGUUUUGCUCUUAUAUUUGCACUUCUGUGUGUCAGUUUUUGUUGUGAUUAGAAGUAAAGGGGGGGAAAGAAAUCGCGCCCAGGAGCUAGCAUGCUAACAGGCCGCGUGAUGAUGAGCACGCAGUCCCCGUACAGGAUCACUUGCUCGGCUCAGCUAACCUAGCCAGCUACGGCAAAGUUUGAUUUUAAUGUCGCUUUUAAAACACAACGGUCUCAUCUUUAGCAGCUAAAAUGAGUCAAAAUGAGAGCUAGCCGCCAAGCCGCUAAAACCACCGAUGUUUUGUUCGCUUUUAGUGCGUUAAAUAAUUAAGCAAACUAGCUAGCUUAGCUAAUUCCGCACGCAUGCUUCAUUCAUUUUCCCAUCACUAUGCUAACCGGCUAACAGUUACAACAAGGGUUAAUAGUUAAAGGGACUAACUUUAAACUAAACACGAGUGGAAAAGGACGUACAAAAAGCACUUCUCAAAGUUGGUGUUUUUCACUAUUAUUGGUCUCUGUUGAUAAACUUGCUUUACAGUAAAGGAUGAAGUCAUCGUUAGCAUACAAGUGAUGUUUUCAGGCAGCGUUUUAACUUGUUUCAGGUUGGAUAAAAAUGUGUAAAAGCUGAAUAAACGUGUCUGUAAACUGAUGCAGUAUGUUGUCAGUACGGUAUAAGUGAGUCAUUGACUGUCGUAUUGAUUAUCUUUCAAUAAAUGUGCGUGAGCGUUAGCCCAGACACACAUCCUAGUCAUUAUAGCUUUAUUCGUGUUUACGCUUUAAGUUUUUAAACCCAUAAAUAACUUCUAAUACAAUCAUUUUAUGUUAUUUGUGUAUUCAGAAUUUAUCAUUGUGUUUCAGUCUUUGUUUACAUUAUCAGACAGGUGAUUAUUGCUCUCAAAAUGUAUCAUGAUAGUGGUGCACAGGUGUCACUCGUGUUUGUCCCCUUAAAGGGAUAUUCCGGCGAAAAAUUGAUUUAAGGUCAAACACACCACAACACCUUGCUUCUCUAGUUAUACCAGCUUCAGUAAGGACCGCACGAUAGCAAUACACAGUGGUCUACGUCUCCACAUGUAAACCUCAACCACCACAGCACCUAACUUCAUCAACAGUACAUAUAGUGUCCCAGCCAUAGCACUAACCACCAAACAUCUCUUUAACUUUACCUAUUUUUUUUAGCAAAGAGACUAAACACAACUCACCAACUCUCUUCCAGCAGCCGCUUGUUUGUAGCAAGACCUCAGGCCAGUCCAUUACGGACUGCUGCAGGGUUACGCAGCUCAAGGAAGAACAUUUAUGAUCAUUUGAGACGCUGAGGCAGAAGAACCACGGUGUCUGCAGUGCAAAAUGGUUGAUAUGAUGAUUAUUAUGUCUAGGAAAUGAUAAAGAAAUGAUCAUAAAUGUUCUUCCUUGAGCUGCGAAACUCCGCUGCAGUCAGUUUGGACUCGCCUGUGAGACAGUGAGUUGUGUUUAGUCUCUUUGCUAAAGAAAUUAGGCAAAGCUAAAAAGAUGUUUGGUAGCUAGUACUAUGGCUGGGACCCUUUGUACUGUUGAUGAAGCUAGGUGCUGUUCUGAGCAUUAUUUGUGGUUAUAGAGUGGCGUUUUAGUUGAGGUUUGUUUAUGGCUCCUCAGACCACUGUGUAUCGCUAUCCUGCGGUCGUUACUAAAGUUGGUCUAAGUAGAGAGGCAAGCGGUCGGCAAUAUUCAUCUCUCAAGGGGGUGUCUAACUCGUUAUUACGUUGUGUUUGACCCUAAAUUAAUUUUACGCCGGAAUAUCCCUUUAACACCUUUUAGUUAUCACCCCUCUCACCAUGUCCUCACAAAGUGAACAUGGGAAAGCUUUUCUAAAGUUGAGUUUAUUCCAGAGCUGUUGCAUUAGAUUGUGGCAGAUGAGCAUAUUCUAGGAUUCCGAUAAUCAAAGCCUGCUGUUAUCUCUUCAAAGCAAGGAAUUUUACCAUGAACAUGUCCUAAAGAGAGAUGUUUAUUAUCUACCACUUUUGAAGACCAUAUGUGGAGCACAACACCAUUUCUUCUUAGCAUCAAAAUCUGUUACAUCAUGUGUGAUUUCUCAUCCGCCCCUCAGAUCCAUCUUGGUGACCAAAGACCCCAGUUCUUUUCAAACAGCUCAGUUGCAGUCAUGGACUCCGGUGUGAUUGAAGGUGGACUCAAUGUCACCCUUACCAUCAGGCUGCUCAUGCAUGGCAAGGUGAGAUCAUCCAUCAGCUGCUUGUGUCGGCACUCUAAAAGUCUGUGGUAUUAUAUUUAUGGGUAUGAGUGUUCCCCCGGGGGGUAAAAAGGGCAAGGACUUUGAAGUGAUGAGUAAGUGUAUUGACUCGGUGAUGGGAUCCUGUAUCUCAAAGCAAAGUGGGGUGAUGUCUAGAGUGUUGCCUCAUUGUACCUUUUGAAAUAGAAAAUAGAGUUUGCCUCACAUCUGUACAGGAUAUUCUCCCAGUUGUACCCGCUGCGCUCAGAUGUCGGUUUGUGUCUGUAUUUUUCACUACUAAUGGAACUUGUUUGCUUUUCAACUGAGAGCAAAAUCAUUGAUUCUUUGAUUGCGGUACACAUCUCUUCUCUGAUUCUCUGUGAAUGAUGACAGAGCCAAAUAUAUCAGCAAUAAAUGGAAUAUCAAAUGACACCGCUGUCAGCUCUACAGCAGAUACUUGGUAAAAUGCACCACUGGCAGGCAUGUUGUGCAAAUAAGCCUGGUGUAGCUUUUCCAGUUGCAGUAAAGGCAUGUACUUGUUGCAUCUGGAGUCUUAUUAAUGUGGCAAAUGUAUCAAAUCCAUCACCUUGCACAGUGGAUACUAUUAACAUAUCAAACUGGGAAUUAAAAAAGUAACAGGAAAAAAUAGUUAUCAUCCUGAAGCUGCCUGCAGUUUAUGUGCUUGCUUUAAGAAAUCCUGGGUCUCUUUUGUGGUUAAAAGCACCAUCUUGAGUCUGUGUAGGCUUAGACAGAAACAAAAAGUGAAAAACAACAAACCAAGCUAGGAAUUAUGAUGAAUCAGGCUGCUUGAGUGUUUCCCCCAGUUUUGGGACAACUAGCUGAACCACUUGUAAACAACUUUGAUCCCUUUAACCCUGAUUCAAAGAGUGUAAAUAAAGAAAUGUAAUGCAUAUAUUGCCUCAUUUAUUGGUGGUAGAGGUAGUAAUAGUAGUUAAAUGAAUCUAAUGAACCUAUCUUCCUCCUAUUUCAGGAAGUCGGAAGUAUUAUUGGCAAGGUAAGAGGGCUGUAUACUGUACCUGAACUUUUUUUUCAUAUUUAAAAAUGUAUCUGAAAGUUUCAGAGGUCUGACUCAGAUGUGGUUCUUUACCAACAGAAAGGUGAAUCUGUGAAGAAGAUGAGAGAAGAGGUGAGUGUCUUCUUAUUUCUGUGCUCCAGUUAUUGAAGCAGGAUGUAAUGUUACAAUUACCAAGAGAUCACACUUUGCAGAUUUGCAGUUUGGCUUCACCACAAAGAGCUCUCUCAAUUUGUUUCUUCCUUUUGCGUCACUCUUUCCUCGCAGAGUGGGGCUCGCAUCAACAUCUCUGAGGGCAAUUGUCCUGAGAGGAUCAUAACUUUGGCAGGUCCAACCACCGCCAUCUUUAAAGCAUUCUCCAUGAUCAUUGAAAAGCUUGAGGAGGUAGGUCAGAGAAAUAAAGACGUAAUGGAUUCACCGGUCGGCAGUAAUUGGCUUAACCACAAACUACAUUAACCUUGAUUGUUUAUAUGAUUUUCAGGACAUAAGCAGCUCAAUGACAAACAGCACAGCCACCAGCAAGCCCCCAGUGACUCUGCGCAUUGUGGUGCCUGCCAGCCAGUGCGGCUCCCUCAUUGGGAAAGGUGGCUGCAAGAUCAAGGAAAUUCGAGAGGUAUGCGAGAGAAAAAAAGACCAUGGCAUACGAAACACAUGUAGUGGAAUUAGUGAGCUUUUUUCUCUGCAGCAUUGACCCAUCAUUCCCAGUCAAGCACUGAAACACAUCAGGUCCGGUUUCCUCAUACUCUGCAUUUGUAUUCCAGUCUACCGGUGCUCAGGUACAAGUGGCAGGAGACAUGCUUCCAAACUCCACAGAGAGAGCCAUCACCAUCGCUGGGACCCCCCAGUCGAUAAUUGAGUGUGUGAAGCAGAUCUGUGUGGUCAUGCUCGAGGUAAGUGGACUCAUAACUCAUGAUUUUAUAUUUUUAUAUUCUGACUGUUGUUUUUAUGAUUAUUUUUAUCGCUAUUUUAUUGUUUUUACUAUUGCCUUUUACUGUGUGCACUUUGAGGUCUGUUUUCUCAGAUGUGAGGCACAUCAUGAAUAAAAUGUGUUAUUGUUGUUGUUGUUGUUAUUAUUUAUUUAUUAUGGUUUUUUUUUAUUGUAAAUGCAUCAAAGCAAAUGUAGUGGCAGCUGUUGACCUGAAAAUAAAAUAUGUUAACUUAUUUACAUAAUAAUAGAUUGUAACCCCAAUCCAAAACCAGCUAUAAAACAUAUUCAAGUCGCAUCAAUCCGUAUUAUUUUACUCGUGCAUCUAUGACUUUUACUUUUUAAACUAUACUUUUUAACUUUUCUGCUUUGAUUGCUGAACCAGUCAAAAAACACAGUUCUAGCCUGCUGGGAUUUCCCUCAAUCUGUCUGCAAUAAAAUCGGGUGUGAAUGUUUUUACUCACUGCCUUCUUUUUGUCUUCUGUUCAGUCUCCCCCUAAGGGGGUCACUAUCCCCUACCGACCCAAGCCUUCAGGAUCCCCCGUCAUCUUUGCAGGCGGACAGGUACAGUGGGCAUGACAGGUGGACACAGAUCCAUCCCUUUUAUCCACUGUGCUGUGGGGUUGUUUCAUUGCUGUACUUGUCUGUCAUUUAAACCAGUGUUUGUGUUGGAUGUGGAUCUGGGAUGAACAUUGCAGAUAUGAAUGUUAAAAACUGUGAGGGACAUAUCCAUUUUUAUACAUCAUGGUUGUAAUUUGCAAAGUCUCUAAAUUGAGGAUUUAGCUGUAGUCAAGAUUUCUUCUUGUGAUACUUUGAAGAGCUUUUUUCAAACCUGAUAUUUACCGUGUGUUACAGACCUUCUCUCUCUUUGUUCCUUUGCUCUGUUAAUGUUUAUUGUUUAGAGCUUUUGGCUUUUCUCCCCACUAUUGUUUGUCUGAACCAAAUGCUUUCUGUUGCUUGUCAGCUUAACAACACAAGGUCUUUUUAUCUCACAGAAUUUCUUUUUUUUAUUCUCUAAAGAGAGAAAUUCCUCCUCCUGGUUUCUUAAUGUAUCUAAGAUUUCUUUUUUUUCCCAGAAAUGUGGAGACUUUGGACAAGACUUGCGUGUUGAUGUUAUCACAUGGUAUUAGUUAAGGACAGGCUUUGAUGUAUGCCGAUUUUAAGGAGAUUCUCAUUUGAACUGAGAUGAAGCUGCAGAGUGAACUUCACCAAAAAAUCCAAAUCAGAUGUGAGGCCUAUGAAAGCUUUGUUUUCAUUUGUUUCAGGCAUAUGCCGUACAAGGACAGCACGCGAUUCCACAGCCAGAUGUAAGUGCAGUAGACAUUUUUACAUGACCCCACCCCCCUCACCACUUCCCACCCAUAAUUACAGCUAUCCUCUCCCAAAAUAUGCAACUGCACACCCACCCACCCUCCCACGCCUCAUUUUACAGCCUCUAACUGUAUCUGAACAUGCCCCUAAUUUAAUUUGACCCACUAUGAUCAGGUUCUGAGUCAUUUGGAGAUGUCAGUACUCCAUGUUUGUUUUUGUUCCUCAGUUGAUCGACAGUCGGUUGCUAAUUGAACUGACAUUUGUUGUUUGUGUUUGUCCAGAAUCUCCACUGUUCCAUGAAUAAUAAUCUGUUCCCGCUGCUCACUCUUUUCUCUUCUUUUUUUUUUGUUCUGUCUUGUGUUACAUGCUUCGUUCAUUAGUCUGUCCCAGAUAAACAUGUGGUUCUUUUUUCUCCCCGUCUGUCUCUGUAACCCUUCAUUAGUACUUUGUGUCUCUCAACCCAAUUAAUCUUUCUCUUUUUUUUUUAAUGACCCAAAGCGGGCUCCAUCAGGAGAACUGGAUGUGAUGAAAGACUGUUUCUUAUGGUUUUGUUUGAAAGUGGAUCUUGAAAGCAGAACAAGGGAGUUUGAGUCGGAAAUAAAUGAGGGUGUUUUAAUCAGAGCUGUACCUGGCCAAGAAGUUUACGUCGAAUCAAAUUUGGCUCCUUCAAAGAUUACUCACCUCACUUCACUCCUAGCUCAGUGUACAUAAAGCCGAAAACUUGCAGGAUCCGUGUUGAGCACGUUCUGUCAGCUUUGCGUAUCUGCUUCGUCAAGCAGUGCCGUCUAUCGCCCACAGGGUGCAUGUUUGGAGCGUGUCAGCAGUGUAGUGCAGCCCCAGUCAGCUGGGCUCAGUAUAGAGGAAACAACAUGCUCACAACAGGUUGUUUUGCCUUUCUGUGGUGUAUUUCCUGCUAAUUUGGAUAUAAUUCAGUGACUGUUGAGCCUCUAUAAAGUAAACCAUGUUCCUUUAUGUUAAAAGUCCUGUUGGGGUCCACAUGGAUCAGGGAUUGACCGUUGGAUUGUUCUGUGUUACUGAUAAAUCUAUAACCAGGAAGUAUUUCUCAUCUUCAUGAACUGUUACACAGUCAAGGGGUUCGCAUUUGGUGUUUUAUUUUGAAAUUUACCGGAUGGCAGGCAUGGUUUUUAUGCUUGGCAUCCUGUCUUCAACGACCCUGUGUAGAUUGACACGUGUUGGAAGUGUAGAGCAGAGAAAAUAGACUCGGCGCGUAUCUCUAGCAGAGCCGCGCUUCUGAGACGGAGCUGUGACAGAGCUGAUGCGCAUCCUGUGUACGAUGCUGCAUUGAUUAGAAUGGGAACCUAUUUGCUGCAUGACAUGCGAUGCUGACGUAAUGCGCUCAACACAAAUCCGGUAUGUUUCAGGCUUCAGUCUCAUUUCAUCCUUUAGACAAACCCUUAUGAAAGUUUUGUAAAAGUAUUAGCUUCUGGUUGAGAGUUUCCAGUCGUGUAUCAAUCAGAGUUUAAGUAGAGAGUAUAUAGCAGCCCUCAACCUGCUAAGAAGAACAGGAGUGAAAAAAAUCAGAUUUUGUUGUGGCCAUUUUAAACUUUAUUUUUGUCUGUUUUUGGAAAAGAGGAAGAGCCUGUGCUGCAGUGAAAACCUUGUGAAUCAUGAACUCUGAAGGUAUCCUGACUUUAAAAAAAAAAUUUGCCUCAAAGCCAAAGAUGUGCUGGUGGACACUCGGACCUGGAGAAAUGUUGAUUUCCUUUGUUUCUAUGUCAGCUUUAUGCUGGUUUUAAUCACAGUUUGAGGGAAGACCUUUAAACAUAAUUCAACUAGCUGUGUUUAUUUUAGUUGUUGAAAAAAAGUAUCCUGAAAGGGAAAAACACAAAUUUCCAGAGUUUUGCUCUUAAGCUGUCUUCUCAGCUGGUAAAUGGAAUAAUUUAUCUCCAGGAUUCAACAUUUAUUCAACAUUUAAACAGCUAUAAUUUCCAUUCAUUAAGGCAGGGUAAGUCUUUAACAUUAGCUGUCUUGUUGAUUCGUUUUAAAAAGCAACAAAGACAACUCUCUCUUUCAUGAAUUGGGUUGAUAUUUAAAGGUAUGAUUACUAAGAUGGUCUCAGUUCAUACUAAGAGCUCCCCAUCCUCUCUAUUGUCACUGUGGGGUUGCCUCUCUUGCACUCGGGAGGAUUACCUGUGGGAGUACUUCGCAUAAAGCCAUAAAAAGAGAUUACAAAGCGAAGCCUCUCUCUUUUUUAUUUUUUUAAAUGUGUGUGUAUCAGUGUGAACUGACUGUGCUGUUUCUGUUCUGUUUCCCCUCUUCUGUGUUUCCCCCCAUUUCCUCCAUUUCUCUCCCUGCCUCCUCUCUCACUCUCACAGUCUUCCUCUGCUGCUAUCUCUCCACAGCUCACCAAGCUUCACCAGCUGGCUAUGCAGCAGAGCCCCUUCCCCAUUGCACCCAGCAACCAGGGAUUCACUGGUACGAAAACAAAACAAAUAGAUCCUUGUGGACGAGAAGUCAGAAAUGAUUGGACUCAUACAAAAUCAUAAAGAUCAGUUUGGAGAAAAGAGUAUUGUGUUGGUAACAAAGUGAAACAAUGAAAUUGACUCGUUAUCCUUAAUAGUUAAUAAUUCACGAAACAUCACAGAUGGUUUACCGGAGCAGCAGGAGCCUGCUCCACUUUUGAUAACAUCUACUGUAAUAAUAGCAAUUAUAACUUUCUGAUCCAUUCUCAGAGAUAUUGGGGGUGUAAUAGACUGUAAUUUGUUCUGUUUUAUGGUUGAAGCUGAUCCUAGUGUUUGAUACUCAUCACUAGCGUGUAAUAAAUCACAUGUAGUUCAAAAGACAAACUGAAGACUGGAGGUCUCUUUGAGAAGUUAGUAACCAGCUGUGAGACACUGGAAUUGAUUUACAAUCCCGUCAUGAUCGAUAAAAGCAAAAUAAUUACCACAGGGGUGGGGGGCUGACUUUCUCAUUCUGCUUCAGUGAGACUUACGGCUGUCAAAAUUGCUCCAAAAUGACGUUUGAUUAUUUGUCCUAAAAUUAACACAUAGGUUCGAACGUAUUUGCAUAUCUAGCUUACACAGCUUGCAUAUAAUUUUAUCUUGUGCAGCAUUUUUUUGUGUUUACUGUUUCUGCCCAAAAUCAUAAGAAUUUUCAAACAGAGCUUCUAAAGUUUGUUGGGGUCCAGCCCACUCUCUCUGAGUUUGGCUCCGAACCUCCCGCCAUCUCUCUCUGCAUGUGCCAUGGAUGGUUUUUGUCGAGUCUCACUUCAUGUGCAGCUCCUGUGAGCGAUAUAUUUUUUUUAUUGGAUGGUAGGCCCUGCCUCCUUCGCCUCUGAUUGGUUAGGAAAGCUGGAAACGUCAUCACACGCUCAAGCCGAGCACGGUCUGUCGGCUCUGUACAUCGAACAGAACAUUAUCACAAUUCUUAAUCUCCUAACCCUAACCCGACAGAUGAUGAUGUCUCACAGCCAUAAGGAAUAACCAAUCGGAGCACAGCACUUCUAGCCAAUCAGAGGAGAAGUAGGCAGUACCUUCCCCUACCAUCCCAUGAAAAAAUAUCGUCCCCUGUGACCUGUCCCUGACCCAUCGUUACAGUGCACUCACUUGCAAAGCAGCCGCAGUUUUUUUUUCGUUCUUUCUUUUGUUUUUCAAUUUUUGCCUGCUGUUUAAUUAAUAUUCAAAUAUUAUUUUUCACAUUCAAAUCUCUUUUUUUAAAUAUUUUCACAUAUAUUCAAAUUUCGACUAUCCAUUGACAGCCCUGGUAAGACUUGUAAUCCAGUUUUUAUGGUGUUUGGCUCUUCAAAGAAAGCAGAAUGAGAUUUUUGCCAGAAAUAAGCAAAGAGAUGCGAGGCACAUCUCUGUCCACAGGGGGGCGCCAUAAUCAACCCAAAUUUAACGUUCUUCUCAGGUGCUUUAAUCUGAAAGUUUUUUUUUUUUUUUUUUUCAUUGUUAUCAAACCUUUACUACUGUUUUCCUGAUACAUUUGACUCAUUUUUUUUACACUCUGACCUGUUAGAAAUAACAAAACCUCACUUUUGUUUCUUGUCUUGCUUGUUUUUCAGGAAUAGAUGCUUCUGCCCAAACCAGUUCACAUGAAAUGACCAUUCCAAAUGAUGUAAGAUUUCAAAGUCAUUUCCCCUGAUUAAGCCAAUGCAUAUUUCAUUAUCCAUCCAUGAUAAAUGUGAUAAAGAUAAAACUGAGAGUGGGAAAUUAAAGGCAGAAGAAUUUUAAGGACGCACUUUUGUGGAUUUCUUUCCCCUAACUGUCUCGCUCUCUUCACACGACAGCUCAUCGGUUGCAUCAUUGGCCGCCAGGGAGCAAAGAUCAACGAGAUCAGGCAAAUGUCAGGCGCCCAGAUCAAGAUUGCAAAUCCAGUGGAUGGAUCGACUGACCGCCAGGUCACCAUCACAGGGUCGCCUGCCAGCAUCAGUCUGGCAGAGUACCUCAUCAACGCCAGGUGAGAUCAUCACUGUGACCUGAUUUUAGCGCUUCGCAGAAACUGACCCAAACAAACAAACAUUAGGUAUGUUUGUGUCACUUUGAUGGAUGUGUUCAGGAGAAGCUGGUCGAGUUAUUCCCAAGUCUCCCAAAGUCACUAAUCUGUUAAAGAAAAAGAAAACCUGGCCCACCUGCUGCUUUAAUUUCUGUUCUUAUUUAAUGGACUAUUUAAGGGUAUAUUUGUGGCUUCUGCUAAUCAUCACUGUGUCGUUGCUACCUCUCUGUCAGUCUGCAUGUGUGCUUCUUUUCCCUUGACUCCACAUUGAUCCUUCACUAGAGAGGGUUCGCCCUCUGUCUUUGAAAAUCAUUGAUUUAGUUUGGGAUUGACACAUUCUUUUCUAAUGAAGCUUUUGUCUUGUGUUUUGAUCAUAUCCCUGAGUGAUCCCCCCCUCACCCCUCACCCCUCCUCCUCUCCCUUCCUCCCCCCCUUCCUUCUCCCCAUUGCUCACCAGCCUGCCCUGUGACCCAUCCCGACUGUGUUGUCCCUCUCUCCUUGUCUCUCUUUCUACAGUGUAGAGUCCUCUAAACCUCCUCCCUCCUCCUCCUCCUUGAACCCCGAACAGACCAGCCUGUGCCCUCCCUCCACCUCUACUACUACUACUACUACCACUACUACUACUACUACCACCACCACCUCCUCUGCCGCUACCUCCUCCUUCUCCUCCUCUUCCUCCUCCUCCUCUUCCUCUUCCUGUGUGGUGCCCCCCUCAGCCUCCAUCCCUCUGUCCUUGUUGGCUCCAGGGCCGCCUCCUCCUCCUUCCUCCUCCUCCUCCUCUUCUUCCUCCUCCACUGACUCCCUGCUCCCCAGCUCUCCUGCCUGUGUGUCAAGUCUUCUCAGUCUCAAGCCCCUCCCUCUCCUGGCCCUCCAUGUUGUCAGCGGGGCCAGUAACCCCGCCCACCCAAUGCCCACUGAGCCCAAAAUCGCUCCCGAGUUGAGCUCCAAGUCUAAAAGGCGGAGGCUCUCCCCUUACUAACCAAGGAAAAAAAGUCAUCUACUACUGAAGUGCUGACAAUGUUGUUGUCCGUACCUGCACUCGCUUUUGUGUCUGGCUGAGCCAUGCCAUGCUUCACUUACAACAGAAAACAAACGCACACAAACCCGUGUUACACAGCCAGACACAUGGUUGCUGCCAUAUUUAUAAAGUAGAUAUCUGUAGCUUGAUCCGGCCUGUCUCUUUAAGAAAUAACCUGUUGAGUGCAUUAUAUUUUUAAAGACUCUGAACUUAGCAUGGACACUUAAGCAUUUCUCUCUUUGUGUAAGCUCUGCUCAGGUAGCGGCUCUCUUUAAGAUGUCACAUUGUAUUUAUGGGGAUAGUUUUUCUUCUAGUGAAUUUUGAGUGACUAUUGUAAGCAGUCAUGAUGUUAAAGUACAUGUAACAUGGUGAUUUUGUUAAUUUAUAUAUUGCUUGUGUAAGAAGCAAUUGUAAUAUUACUUCCAAUUAAAUCUGUCCUCAGGUAUCAAAGGCCACCGAUCAUUUAGAUCUUUUUGUUAAAUAGGUGAUAUAAUGACACCCAGUUGUUAUAGAUUCAGGUUAAGCAAACAGUCUGACAUAUUGGGAAACGCUUUUUCGCUUUAUCGUUACAGUUUAAAGUUAAGAAAUCUCUUUGGCUCUGCAGGAAGCAUGUUAUUAAAAGGUGGUUGAUUUAGCUCGACACAAAGAUGGGAAACAAGGAGUCAGUCUACUAACUGCACCACCAGUUAAUCUUCUUAAGCACCAGUAAAAAAACAUUAAACCUCUAUGGUCUGACCUGCGGGUGACAUCCAAGUCCAUACAAAAUAUAUCAUCAUGAUAUGAAAUAAAUUUGACUGCUACUUGAUUCUUUUGUAGAAUUGCAAUUGGAAAGACAAGCUAGAGCGCUAGAUUUCACCCUGAAAUGUAAUGAUUGGAGGGAUAUGUGUCCAAUAUUAGGAGUGGGACUCACUACUGGCCCCACGAUACGAUAUUAUCGUGAUACUUAAGACAUGAUACGAUGUUAUCAUGAUACUUGAGACAGGAUACGAUAUUAUCACAAUACUUGGGCCGUGAUACAAUAUUAUCAUGAUACUUGGGCCAUGAUAUGAUAUUAUCACGAUACUUGGGCCACAAUACGACACAAUAUUAUCACAAUACUUGGGCCACGACAUAUUAUCACGAUACUUGGGCCACAAUAUGAUAUUAUCUCGAUACUUGGGCCAUGAUACGAUAUUGGCCACGAUACAAUAUUACUGCAAUUUUUAACAUUUUUUCGACCGUUAGCUAAUUUAGUAUUUGUCUUUCCUUUAUGUUUGUCUUAUUUACACAGGAUUUUAUUUUUAUGUAGCACGUCUUGCAAAUCUUAUGCUUGUUGCACUAACUAUCUCCUGCUCUAUUUCACCUUGCUAACCUCACUGGACAAACAGGCAAAAUAUCACGAUACUAUGCUGUAUCGAUUUUAUUUCAAUAUUACUGAAGCUCCUAUUAUAUUCAACAUAAUUCAGGGAGUUUUGAUCGCGCCACUAAAAAAAUGUUCUGUAACAGGCUGUUAAACUACUUAAAAAGCAGAGUUAAGAUUAAUCUGAAUGUAUUACUGCAAAAGUAAUAUUGGGUACCCUAACAUACUCUACCACAGCAGACCUAUGAUCUAUUCUACUCCUGCCAAUAAGUGUCAAUAUUCAACCUCAGACUCCUCUGAAUCCCAGUGUUCAAUAGACCAUCGCCUGAGUGAUUCACAACAUCAAUCCUUCAAACCAACUCAUUUUGGUUUUGCAGUGACAGCGUGUCCAGAUAUUUCUAGAGCUUGGGGAAAAUGACUUCCUGUCAUGAGCUUGUUGCCUGGCAACUCCUCAGUGACAACAAGAAGGGGAGGUUGCAUGUUUUUAUUGUGCGGUAAAAAUAGAAGAUGCAGUACUAAGAAGUGAGCUUUCAGAGUGCUGGUAGCUGGAUUACACUCAGAUGGAGCCGGGCGAGCUCUGUCAAACUGUUUCCUGUCUUUGUGCUGAGCUGAGUUAAAAGGGUGAUAGGCUGCUAUCUCUUCUGAUUACUUUUAAGAAUGCAAAGAAGUGUUUCCCAGAUGUUGAACUUUCUUCAGCUCAGCUCCAUAACCAAACUGUUCAGUGUUGGUUUGUACUCAGACUCUGAACAGCUGUUGGUUAAGAAAAGUGGUCAUUAAACAAACCGUAGUAGUUGUUUUGUUUUUUGUUUUUGUUUUUUAAUAUUUAAAGAAGCAUUUUAUGAUGAUGAUGUGAUGAUGUAGAGUAAAAUGACAUUUAUCCUGUCUGUCUGAUUGCAUGCCUUAUUCUCUCUCUCUCCCUGGUCUCCGGGUGUCUCUCUGUCUGUCUCUCCAGGCUUUCCUCUGAGGCCACAGGACUGGCAGCCAACUGAUAGGACACUGCAUCUGCACUAAAUCUCACUUUUAUAUCAUCGGCUACCAUUAAGCAGUCAAUGCAACUAUCCGACUCAAGAGUUUAUAUAUUAUACUGCCUCUUCCUCAUGAAAUCAUGUUCACCUGCCUCUGAUUUGAUCAUUAUUUAUUUCCUUUUGUUUUGGUUUUAGUCGAGAAGCAAACAAUUAGGUUUUAAAUUCCUUUUUUUUGAGUCGAGUUGGAGGUUUUAAUGAUUUGUUAUUAGACUUUUUUUUUUUUCUUUUUCGGACGAAUUCCUCGCUCUCUAUCCUUUUUAUUUUUAUUUUUUUUUCUUCCUUCGCCAUCACAGAGAAGUAGAGUUUGAUAACUCGUAAUAGGCAUAUAGAUUUAGUUCUGUACAGUCAGUUUUUUUCUUUAAAAAGGAAAAGACAAAAAAGGAAAAAUUAAAAAAAAAAAAAUCAAAAAUAAGAAUAGAGUGACUGUUUUAUUCUGUGUUUAUAUACACAAGCCCCCUUCCCUUCUCCUCAUCCAGCUCCACAUGUCGGUCAGUUUGUUCAUUUUAUGUCUAAACUUGCUUUAAUUAUCCCCAGCAUCCUCCCCUUUUUUGUCACAUUUUCAACUCAAGUGCUUGUAACAUAAAUUACACUUGUGUCACUGAAGAGAAAACGUAGCCGUAUAUGCACUGGCACUCAUUACAUUUGGUUUUGACGACAAAUGUUUUGACACUCACAAUUGAAUUAGCCAGAUCAUUUAAAAUGUGUUUGACUCCACGUGUCACUUUUCCACCCUCUACAUGUCAUUCCUGGUUUUUCCCGUCUCCUGCUCCUGGAAUUGUGUCGAUAUUUUGCUGGGAUUGGGAGGUUUUUGGGGGAUUUGGACUUGGCUCCAGGGAUCGGAAGCAGAGGGUUCUCGCUUUUUUUGUAAAGACUGAUAUAUACUAAAAAAAAAUCAUGUUGAAAUAUUUGUUUUAAAUGGAGGAAAUAUUUUUUUUUAAACUACCAAAGGGGGUGGGGAUAAACUCCUGGACACUGACUGAUCUGUCUAUUAAAUGUGAUGAGGCUGAGAACUGAAAUCAUGGAAGCUCUGGAACUAGACAAAGAAAGGGUUGUGAGUUAACACUAGUUUCCUGCUCUUUGCUUUGCUCGAGUCAGAAUUUAUUUUAUUUUUUAUUUGCAGGAAAGAAAAAAAACUUUUGUGCACGUUUUUGAGACUGUAGACCUGGGUGCCACAUUGUUAAAAAAAUACAGGAAUAAAAGAUGUGAAAUGCUCAAACCACAA